Messenger RNA from Oreochromis niloticus (Nile tilapia), 3531 nucleotides. RefSeq lists its product as uncharacterized. Lineage: Eukaryota; Metazoa; Chordata; Actinopteri; Cichliformes; Cichlidae. The record is from RefSeq and is a predicted model, not a curated record. Gene Ontology annotation, biological process: DNA integration. Gene Ontology annotation, molecular function: nucleic acid binding; zinc ion binding. The transcript has 5 exons. Bases 598 to 3021 code for a protein of 807 amino acids.
GUGUCAUAGUCCGUGGUCCUGGGUCUGUGGAAUGCGUGCUGCUUGGGUAGCCACACCCCCGGACUGGGCCAUCACCGACACACCUGCUCUCCAUCGCGGUGAUUACCUGCAGAGCUUCUUUACCCGGCGCUGACGGAUGCUCCACGCCAGUCCGUAAUCACCUCUCAGUGGUUCCAAUCCGGCGUUCGGCGUCUGCCACCUGCCUGUCCUCCAGCUCUACUGGCUCACCCAGUGCAUCAUCUGGCCCUUUCACCAUCUCCACGGACUCCCCGCUCACGGGCUGCCGCACCUCCCCUCCGAGCUCCCACGGUUUCGCUCUAUCGUAAGCCCUCUACUCUAACGCAGUCUAAAUGUGUUUUCCGCUCCCCGGCUUCCUAGUAAUCCUCUCCCCUUUCUGUUGCAGCCUCCCGCGGUCCCGAUUCCGGCUUCCCUGUGUCAUUGUUUCCCCGGGUUAUUAGUUCCUCGUUUAGCUCUCUAAGUUUUCCCCGGGUCGCCUUUCGUUAAUAUAAUAAAGUGUCUUUUCUGUUACCGCUGGGUCUGCGCCUGGAUCCUUUUGUGCACGCGCGCUGUGGCGCCUGACAGUACGGACUGGCCAGAAUGGAUCCAGCGGACCCAAUACGUUCGGCUAUUAAUAAGCAGGGUGCCAUGCUCGGCCGACACGAUCAGUUACUCCAGUCGCUUCGGGAUCAAUAUGAAGAGCUUAACGCGACACAGGGAGAGCUGCGCGCUAAACAACCCGAUCCGGCAUAUCGCUGUGUUACGUCUCCGCCACCGGAACCCUUCCACGGCGAAUUGGACCUGUGUGGGGGGUUCCUUUUUCAGUGCACCCUUUUCUUCAGCCGCUCGCCACUCUCCUUCCCCACAGACGCGGCCAAGAUUUCCCACUUUGUGGGACUGCUGAGGGGAAGAGCGUUGGCGUGGGCUGAAGCCUAUUUAUCUACCAACCCGUUACAGAGUUGCGACUUCGAUGACUUCCUCGGAGAAUUUAAAGCAACUUUUUCUCCGCCGGUUUCCGAGGAUGAUGCCGCCCAGAAACUACUGGCGCUCCGCCAGGGCCGGCGUAGUGUCGCGGAGUAUUUAGUGGAGUUUCGCACCGUGGCAGCCGCUGUUGGCUGGCCUGAUUCGGCCCUAAGGGGAAUCUUUCUACGUUCCCUUAACGAUCAGAUGAAAGAUCAGCUCGCGUUUCACGAGGCAGCUGACUCAUUCGAGGAUCUGGUGUCGCUCGCCCGUAGAAUAGAUAAGCGUCUGCGGGAGAGAGAGGCCGAACGGCGGCCCAAGCCACCGAGACCUGUGUUGCACCCUGAGCUUCGUGUGUCGCAACCUCUGUCCCCAUUUCGUUCUCCAGCCGCGUGCGCUCGCUCACCGUCACCUCCUCCGCCGGAGCCGAUGCAGAUCGGGCGCUCUCGGCUCUCGCCAGAGGAGAGGGAACGCCGUUUUCGGGCCGGGGACUGCUUAUACUGUGGGAAGCCGGGACACCGCAUCGCCAGCUGCCCGGUCCGCCCAAACGGACCAGCUCACCGGUUCACGGAAUAUCAAGCCAGAUGCGCUCUCCCGUCGGUACUCCCCAGCCACGGAAACAUCUUCACCUACCACCAUUCUCCCCCCACCUGUGUGGUGGGCGCUCUCGCCUGGGAUAUUGAGGAGGUUAUCAGCCAGGCCCUCCCGGGAGACCCUGACCCAGGUACCGGACCGCCCGGACGGCGUUUCAUCCCCGCUGCCGCCCGUGGAGCGGUAAUUCAUUGGAUCCACACCGCACGCUUUUCUUGUCACCCUGGCGUGAGUAGAACCAUCGAUCUUCUCAGACGGAAUUUCUGGUGGAAAACUUUACGAAAAGACGUGAGGGAGUACGUGUCUGCCUGCCCCGUUUGCGCCCGCAAUAAAGUGUCCACUAAACACCCAGCAGGUCUGCUCCACCCGCUCAGCACACCUCAUCGGCCUUGGUCUCAUAUUUCCUUAGACUUCGUUACUGGUCUUCCUCGUUCCUCGGGAAAGAGCGUCAUCCUCACCAUCAUAGACCGAUUCUCUAAGGCCGCUCACUUCGUUCCGCUAGCAAAACUGCCUUCCGCUUCUGACACAGCCCAGGCCCUGAUUGAGAACGUCUUCCGGCUCCAUGGCAUUCCCCUUGACAUAGUCUCAGACAGAGGUCCACAGUUUACAUCACAAGUGUGGAGAACCUUUUGUUCCAUUCUGGGCGCGAAGGUUAGCCUAAGCUCGGGUUUCCAUCCGCAGUCCAACGGCCAGACUGAGCGGCUUAACCAGGAGCUUGAGGCUGCACUACGAUGCGUAGCGUCCCACAACCCCACCUCCUGGGCCACUUACUUACCCUGGGUGGAAUACGCACAUAACUCACUUACCUCAUCUGCCACUGGUUUGUCCCCGUUCGAAGCUUCCCUUGGUUAUCAGCCUCCACUUUUCCCUGAAAAUGAACUCGAUCUCGCAGUCCCCUCCGCACAGCAUCAUCUCCGGCGCUGCCAGCGGGUCUGGCUCAGGGUCCGCCAAGCUCUCCUGCGGACUAAGGACCAGUACACCCGCCAUGCCAACCGCCGCCGUACCUCCGCCCCCACAUAUCAGCCGGGGCAGAUGGUCUGGCUGGCUGCCAAGAAUGUUCCGCUGCGUGUGUCUUCCCGGAAACUGGCUCCCCGUUUCAUCGGCCCGUAUGAAGUUGAUGCUGUUGUUAACCCCGCGGCGGUUCGGCUCAAGCUCCCUGCUUCCUGGUGCAUCCAUCCCACGUUCCACGUUUCCCAGGUCAAACCUGUCCGCCGCAGCCCGUUGUGCCCUCCGCCUGAGCCUCCUCCUCCCGCCCGGCUUAUCGACGGUCACCCGGCCUAUGCGGUCCGGCGGAUCGUGGAUGGGCGCCGGCGUGGGCGGGGGUGGCAGUACCUGGUGGACUGGGAGGGGUACGGUCCUGAGGACCGCCUCUGGGUUCCUCGGUCCUUCAUUCUGGAUCCGUCCCUCGUUGCUGACUUCCACGCUUCUCUCCGCAGGCCACAGUCCGAUCGGUCACCAGGAGGUGACCCUUGAGGGGGGGUGCUGUCAUAGUCCGUGGUCCUGGGUCUGUGGAAUGCGUGCUGCUUGGGUAGCCACACCCCCGGACUGGGCCAUCACCGACACACCUGCUCUCCAUCGCGGUGAUUACCUGCAGAGCUUCUUUACCCGGCGCUGACGGAUGCUCCACGCCAGUCCGUAAUCACCUCUCAGUGGUUCCAAUCCGGCGUUCGGCGUCUGCCACCUGCCUGUCCUCCAGCUCUACUGGCUCACCCAGUGCAUCAUCUGGCCCUUUCACCAUCUCCACGGACUCCCCGCUCACGGGCUGCCGCACCUCCCCUCCGAGCUCCCACGGUUUCGCUCUAUCCCUCCCGCGGUCCCGAUUCCGGCUUCCCUGUGUCAUUGUUUCCCCGGGUUAUUAGUUCCUCGUUUAGCUCUCUAAGUUUUCCCCGGGUCGCCUUUCGUUAAUAUAAUAAAGUGUCUUUUCUGUUACCGCUGGGUCUGCGCCUGGAUCCUUUUGUGCACGCGCGCUGUGGCGCCUGACAG